Myxocyprinus asiaticus (Chinese sucker) is the source of this 2065-nucleotide messenger RNA. RefSeq names its product gastrula zinc finger protein XlCGF8.2DB-like. Lineage: Eukaryota; Metazoa; Chordata; Actinopteri; Cypriniformes; Catostomidae. Bases 91 to 1152 code for a protein of 353 amino acids. The record is from RefSeq and is a predicted model, not a curated record. Gene Ontology annotation, biological process: regulation of transcription by RNA polymerase II. Gene Ontology annotation, molecular function: RNA polymerase II cis-regulatory region sequence-specific DNA binding; DNA-binding transcription factor activity, RNA polymerase II-specific. The transcript is spliced from 2 exons.
AGAAGAAGAAACAAGCGGGAGGAAUUAUUCCAGGAACAAAAACUCUCCAUGACAAACAAAACGUAGUUGUUUAAAGAGGAGAGUGAGAACAUGAGUGAUCCAAACCCCUGCAGAAUGAAAGAUAUGGAGGAACAAACAGGCCUGUUGGAACUAAAUGAAGUGGAGGAGAAAAAUCAUCAGUAUCAGAAACCACAUCAUUUCCCAACUGGAGAAAAGUCUUUUCGUUGCUCAAAGAUUGAAAAGAAUUUCACACAAAAAAGUGCUCAAAGAACAGGAGCCGAAAAUCCUUUCACCUGCUCUCAGUGUGGAAAACAUUUCAAACGAAAAAUAGAUUUUAUUAAACACAUACGAAUCCACACCGGAGAGAGGCCUUUCAUGUGUCCUCAGUGUGGAAAGAGCUUCACAUGUAAAGCAAACCUUAAGAUUCACAUACGAAUCCACACUGGAGAGAAACCUUUCACAUGCACCCAGUGUGGAAAGAGCUUCUCCAAAUACGGAAGUCUUGCGGAUCACAAAAGAGUCCACACUGGAGAGAAGCCUUUCAUGUGUCCUCAGUGUGGAAAGAGCUUCACAUUUAAAGCAAACCUUAAGAUUCACAUAAGAAACCACACUGGAGAGAAGCCUUUCACAUGUCCUCAGUGUGAAAAAAGUUUCAAACGAAAACGAGAGCUUCUUACACACAUUAGAACACACACUGGAGAAAAACCGUUUACAUGCACUCAGUGUGGAAAGAGCUUUACAUGUAACUCGUACCUUAAGGAUCACAUACGAAUCCACACGGGAGAGAUGCCUUUCACGUGCACACAGUGUGGAAAGAGCUUCAAAUGGAAAAGCAAUCUUAAUGAUCAUCUGCACUUCCACUCUGGAAAAAAGUCAUUUAAGUGUGACGAGUGUGGUAAAACAUUUGCCUGGGCGUCAGGCCUGAGACAACACCUGAAAACUCAUUCAAAUGAGAAGCCUUACAAGUGCUCACAUUGUGGAAAGAAAUUCAGUGGAUCAGGAACCCUGAAAAGACAUGAGCGAGUGCAUACUGGAGAGAAGCCAUAUCGAUGCACUUCAUGUGGGAAAACGUUCAACCAAUCAAGUCAUCUACAGACUCAUAUGAAAAAAAUAUGUUCGAAAUCACAAAGUGAGCAAAGUUCAUCUUCAUAGUUCAAGCAGCAAUUUCAUCGAAGAGCAAAUUACCCAUAGUAGUGAAAUUUGUCCUGGUUUAGCAAUAGAAGUUUAAAUGGUGAAAUUCCACAAAGUUUUGUAUUUACACAGUUUUAUGUUUGGGAUUAUCAAGGAUGGACUAGGACUAAAAAAACAGCCCAUAGCGUAUAAUUACUUGCUAUACUGUAUGUAUCACAUAUGGAAAAAAUGGUUCUACCUAUGUAUUGUUUUCUCUGUUGGACAUGUCUUAAAUAUCUGUUUUUACAUUGCAAAGACGACAACUGGCUCUAACAAGGACAGAAAGAGAUGUGGAAGGCCAGAUGUACAACUAAACAAGAGGAUAAGUACAUCAGAGUCUCUAGUUUGAGAAAUAGACGCCUCACAUGUCCUCAGCUGACAGCUUCAUUGAAUUCUACCCGCUCAACACCAGUUUCAUGUACAACAGUAAAGAGAAGACUCAGGGGUGCAGGCCUUAUGGGAAGAAUUGCAAAGAAAAAGCCACUUUUGAAACAGAAAAUCAAAAAGAAAAGGUUAGAGUGGGCAAAGAAACACAGACAUUGGGCAACAGAUAAUUGGAAAAGAGUGUUCUGGAUCUUAACCCCAUUGAGCUUUUGUGGGAUCAGCUAGACUGUAAGGUGUGUGAGAAGUGUCCGACAAGACAGUCACAUCUAUGGCAAGUGCUACAGGAAGUGUGGGGUGAAAUGUCACCUGAGUAUCUGGACAAACUGACAGCUAGAAUAACAAAGAUCUGCAAAGCUGUCAUUGCUGCACGUGGAGGAUUUUUUUGAUGAGAACUCAUUGAAGUAGUUUAUUUUUUUCAAAUUGUAAUAGUGAUUUUUCAUGUUAUUAAUGUCCUGACUAUACAUUGUGAUGAGUUGAAUGCCACUUUGGUGAAUAAAAGUACCAGUUUCUU